AUCACAGAUAUUUAUGUUAAGUUAACUUGGUCACUAAUUUUAUUAGAUCGCUCGAUAGUGGGUUUGUUUCGAUUCGGAACAAGUUGAAUUGGUUUGAUAAUUUUGUGCAAUUGGCGGUUAUUUGUUGAAUUAGAGAGUGCGGCUUUGUAUUCGUUUAUUGUUGAUAAAAUAUUGCGCUUUAACGAGGCACCCGCCGCUCGUUUAUACGCAUCAAAUCGAUAAGAACAGAUAAAUUUAUCAUGAAGGAGCUUUUUAAUUUGUGGAAUAGAAUCUUGGGAAGCACAUACGAUGCAGUCAAUACCAACUCGAACGCGGAUCAAAGGAAAAAAUUCAAAGAAAAAGACGCGGAAGCGAACGCGACAAAACCAUCAACGCAAUAUAAAAGUGCCAUCAUAGUUGCCAUUUUAGGAUUAGUAGGAGUAUUGAUAGGGACAUUCAUAAAUGUAGCCAAUCCCUACGAUUUUCUCUUCAGAUGGAAAUUGAUAUUCGAAAGAGGAGGCGAAAUUUACGAAUUGUGGAGGGAACCCCCGGUUGAAUUGUACCUUAAAGUAUACCUGUGGAAUGUUACCAAUAGGGAAGAGUACUUGAAUGGAAUCGAUGAUAAAUUAAAGUUAGCCGAAGUUGGUCCGUAUGUUUACAGGGAACUUAUCAGUCACGAAAAUGUAACAUUCAACGAAAAUGGUACUUUAACAGCGGCCCCAAAGCAUCCAUUGAUCUGGGUCCCGGAGUUAUCAGAAGGAAGGAAAGAGGACGAUAUGUUAAUAUUGCCUAAUAUAGCUUUAUUGAGUAUAGCUGACGUCGUGUCUGAUUCAUCCUACUUCACGAGACUGGGUCUCAACAUUGUCAUCAGACAAACGGAAUCGUAUCCUCUAGUCGAAAUGACCGCGAAAGAAUUCAUGUUCGGAUACUCCAGCAAACUCUUAUCGCUAGGAAACCGAUUUCUAUCCAACUGGAUCUAUUUUGAGAAAUUAGGACUCAUUGAUAGAAUGUACGACUUCGAUGGAGACUACGAAACCGUCUACGACGGUCAAAAAUUCGGCUACAAAAACAUCGGAUUGAUAGAAAAAUACAAGGGAUCGACGAAAAUACCGCAAUGGGACAGCCCAUGCGGAGAUAUCACCGGAGCCUCCGACGGCACCAAAUUCCAAGGCUACAUCACGCCCAACGACAGUUUGCUGUUCUUCAGAAAGAGCAUGUGCAGGGCGAAGAAACUGAUAAGAGUCAACGAAACGAUAGCCAACGGUCUCAAAGCGUUCGUCUACAACUUCGAUCCGGACGCGGACGACAACGGCAUCGAGCAGGAAUCGAACAAGUGCUUCUGCAGGAAGAACACCAAGUGCAAACCGAAGGGUUUGCUGGACGUCCGCGACUGCUACUACGGCUUCCCCAUCGCCUUGAGUUAUCCCCAUUUCCUCGACGCCGAUAAACAUCUCUCUGCCAACGUCACCGGCAUGAAUCCCGAUCCCUCCAAGCACAAGACCUAUUUCAUCAUUCAACCGGAAUCUGGUCUUCCAAUAGAACUGGCUGUGAGGUAUCAAAUCAACAUGGAUUUGGGAAGUAUAAAAACCAUAGCGAAUUGCGAAAGAUUCGAAAACAUGGUGUUGCCAUUAUUGUGGACAGAAAUUCGAAUGGAUAAGCUCCCGGAGUUUUUGGGCGUUCGUUUCAGACUCUACCUCAACAUUCUACCGCUCAUAGAGAAAAGUAUGAUGUUCGGGUCGUUCGUAGGGGGCGUGCUGUUAUUCCUGCUUGCUCUCUACAAGUUCGUGAAGAUCAAAAAGGGUAGAGCUCAAGGGUUUACUGAUCCUUGGAUCGAAGACGCGUUGGUGUACAACAUUGAUAGGAAAUUGAGCAGCUACAUACCGGACAAGCGGGCUGUUAGUGCGAAGGAAAUGGAGGUGUACAGGGAGAGUUUGAUGCCUUUGAAUGCUUGAUGUAAAGAUGCGAAUGGAGGCGUCUUCCAGUGAGAUUUGCAAGAUACGUGGGUUUUUUUGUAGGAAUAUUUCGCCAGUGAUAUGUAACGCAGGGUGUGAGCUGAGUGGUGCUCAGUUAUCUACUUUGGUUAUAUCAUUCAAAUUUAACGUGAUACGAGGCCAUUUCGGUUUUUUAGUACUUACAUUUUAUUGUCAGGUGGAAUUAAUUUAGGUUAAUUAAUUUAUGUAAAUCGUACAGUUUCUUUGAAAGUAGAACUAUUUAUUUAUAGGAUGUAAUAAGCAAGAUAGAAGUCCGCUACAUUUGUUGAUUUUUUAACGGUUUCGCCACGUGAAAAAAUUUUCAUAAUCAAAUUGCAUAAAGUAUUAGUACACACAUCUAUAUUUCCAUUACAUAAAUCGGUACUAAAUAGUUUAAACGUGUUUUAACGUUGAUUUAAUUAAUUCAAUGUUUGUCGCAAUGUUAAAUAUGUGAUAUUAGUUUUUAAGAAAUAUUAAAUAUUUAUAGAAUACCCGUUCAAUUUGGUAAUACUUGCAUACCGAAUUUUAAUAAUUUUUAUAUGAUGAAUCGCAUUGUUAAUUAUCAUGUGUUUUAAUAUUGAUUAAGAGUAGGUAUUUGUAAGCAAGUUUAGUAAAAUAAAAAGGAACUAUUUAGAACUA
Molecule: messenger RNA, 2588 nt
Organism: Phyllotreta striolata
Lineage: Eukaryota; Metazoa; Arthropoda; Insecta; Coleoptera; Chrysomelidae
Source: the annotation of a GenBank genome assembly